CCGCGUACGUGCAACAAAAGGCUCCGCCUAACGAGGCGGAGCUUAGGGAAGCGGCGGGCGGCCGGUGGCGGUCCGGGAGCUGCUGCUGCUUCUGCGGCGGCUGCACCGGCGGUGCCGAGGCCGAGACGGAGGCCGGGGUGCGGGCUUAGCGAACGUGCGAGGUCCUGGCGGCUCGGCUGCGCCAGCCCUUGCGGCUACUCGAGCGUCUCGGCGGGUCUGUGAGCCGCCCCGGCGAGGAUGCGGCUGUUCCGGUGGCUGCUGAAGCAGCCGGUGCCCAAGCAGAUCGAGCGCUACUCGCGCUUUUCGCCGUCGCCGCUCUCCAUCAAACAGUUCCUGGACUUCGGGAGAGAUAAUGCAUGUGAGAAAACUUCAUACAUGUUUCUACGAAAGGAACUUCCCGUGCGACUGGCUAACACAAUGAGAGAAGUUAAUCUUCUGCCGGAUAAUUUACUUAACCGCCCUUCAGUGGGAUUGGUUCAGAGCUGGUACAUGCAGAGUUUUCUUGAACUUUUGGAAUAUGAAAAUAAGAGUCCUGAGGAUCCAAAGGUCUUGGAUAACUUUCUACAAGUUCUGAUUAAAGUCAGAAAUAGACACAAUGACGUGGUUCCUACAAUGGCACAAGGAGUGAUUGAAUACAAGGAGAAGUUUGGGUUUGAUCCUUUUACUAGCACUAACAUCCAGUAUUUUCUGGAUCGGUUUUAUACCAACCGCAUCUCUUUCCGCAUGCUUAUUAACCAGCACACACUUCUGUUUGGUGGUGACACAAACCCUGCUCAUCCUAAACACAUAGGAAGUAUCGAUCCCACCUGUAAUGUAGCAGAUGUGGUGAAAGAUGCAUAUGAAACAGCCAAGAUGCUGUGUGAACAGUAUUACCUGGUAGCUCCAGAGCUGGAAGUUGAAGAAUUCAAUGCCAAAGCACCAGACAAACCUAUUCAGGUGGUUUAUGUGCCCUCACAUCUGUUUCAUAUGCUAUUUGAGUUGUUCAAGAACUCAAUGAGAGCAACAGUCGAACUCUAUCAAGAUAAAAAAGAGGCCUACCCUGCUGUUAAAACCCUUGUUACUUUGGGUAAAGAAGACUUAUCCAUUAAGAUCAGUGACCUAGGUGGUGGUGUCCCACUUCGAAAAAUAGAUCGUCUUUUUAACUACAUGUAUUCGACUGCUCCUAGACCCAGCCUGGAGCCUACCAGAGCUGCCCCUUUGGCUGGAUUUGGUUAUGGUUUGCCAAUUUCCCGUCUAUAUGCUAGAUAUUUUCAAGGAGAUCUGAAACUGUAUUCCAUGGAAGGAGUGGGUACUGAUGCUGUCAUUUAUUUGAAGGCUCUUUCAAGUGAGUCAUUUGAGAGACUUCCAGUUUUUAAUAAGUCUGCAUGGCGCCAUUACAAGACCACUCCUGAAGCUGACGAUUGGAGCAAUCCCAGCAGUGAACCCAGGGAUGCUUCAAAAUACAAAGCAAAACAGGACAAUUAAAUUUCCUUCAAGUUACCAACUUUCCAGGGACAAGAUCAAAACUAAUAGAACUUUCUAGAGGAUUGAAUGAUCUGGUCCUCUUUGUGAAGAAACAUUGUCUUCUGCAAGUCAACCAGAGAGAACUGCUUUCUCCCACCUGCUGAGCGUGGCAUCAUAGUUAUUCCUAGUGCUUGAGCGUGUAUCUUCUCUGUACCACCUGGACUUUUUCAUGGAGCUUUUCCUGUAACUACUCCAGAUCUUCCACUAAAGUUGUAACUUGUUUAUGGCAUCUUGCUGUGGUGUGAUUGACGCCUGUCGCCAAAGAGCACGGAGCCUCCUUACAGCUCUUGUGCCCUCGUACUCUCCAUCUUACUAUCAUAGCGUCUGAUGUCUUCAGUCCCUCCAGGAUUCUGCACGCCUUCCCCGUUGCAGAUACAGCAGAUCAUACUGUUGCUCCUUGUGACCAAAUACCAUAUUUGUCCCAAACCUCCACCUAGGGCCCCAGGACCCUGGAAGUAGAAGACAUCAGCUGGACAAGCCCUGAUGAUUUAGUCCCAGGGCCUUUUGUUCUCCCAUGCCUCCCUCUGCCACUCUGUGAUUUAGACUUUUGCCUUCUUUCAUCUGAUUGGAUUCUCAUUGUGAGGUGUGAUGACUUUCAUGUUAGAUCUUCCUCAUUGAUGCCUUGAUUUUAUUUUAAAAUUCAUUUGUAUACUUCCGUUGAUUAAAGCAUUCCAAAUGUUGUCUUAGAAUUUUUCACCCAACUGAUUGGUUUAAAAGAUCUUAAGUGAAAAACUGCCUCCUGGUCAAUACCAAAUUUGUAAAGAGUGUGAAGUGGAGUUUUUAUGCUUCUGUCAAACUUCCAUCUAUCUAAUACUGUACCUGUGUCAUAUUUUAUUCCUUUGUAGUCUUCAAAGGAAUUGGAAGUUUCAGUGUGAUGCACUUUACUAGUUGUAAAAUAGACUAUCGGAGGGAAAAGGCCUCUCUAGUCUAUUUUUGAAAAAUGCUUCAGGUCUUGAUAAUUUUUAUUUUCAUUAAUCUUAGCCAGUUUUAGAAUUGUCAGCUCAAUCUGAUUUUCACAGUUGUUUUUGGUAAAAGUUGGAAGUGGGAAUUAGCAGAUGACUUGAGAUAGGGAAAGAGGAAUGAUGUUAUAUUUACCCUUAGAAAUAGGAGUUAUCUAAGAGUCCGGAUUGAAACCAGCAUCCUAUAUACAGUUCCACAGGAUGUGCUUCUCUUCAUGGUGAUUUUUCAUAUGUAUCAUCUACUUUGACUUCUGCCCUGCUUUAAUGUCCGUAUAAAUGUUUCAGUCCAAUUUGUGUUGAGUCCACUGAUGUAGAAGUUUUGAUUUGUAAACCAUUCAUCCUGCUUUAGUCAUGUGAUAGUACCAGUAUAAUUAGCCCCACUCCCACCACUGUGGGGGAUUUCUCCCCAAGAGGAGGUGUGCUUUGACCAGCUGCAUGUGGCUUGAUUGCAUUACUGUUUCUCUUAGUUCCGCUGGAUCUGGUUUUCUUUUAUUUCAUUAUAUUACCUGAGCUCAGGGCAUAUAUCAUUCAUCUUUAGAAAGAGCUCAUCUCUUCCAUCCUUAGAAGGAUCCCAUCAGAAAAUGUAUAUGUAAUCAGUCAGGUGAAAGAAAUACUGAUGUACUUCCAAGAGACUGGUGCGAGGGGGGCCAUAGGAAGCCCAUAGGUCUGAGGACUGAGUCAGUGUCUUGGGGAUGGGACUGUUCCAUAUGAUUAUUUUUGUGUGGUGUAAAAAAUGUUAAAAAAAAAUGGUCCUUACAUGCAAAGACCCUAGCUUCGUUUUGUUUUUUGUUUUUUGAAACACAGUUUCACUCUGUUCCCGAGGCUGGAGUGCAAUGGUACGAUCUCAGCUCACUGCAACCUCCGCCUGCCAGGUUCAAGUGAUUCUUGUGCCUCACCCUCCCAAAUAGCUGGGAUUACAAGCACUUGCCACCAUGCCCAGAUAGUUUUUGUAUUUUUAGUAGAGAUGGGGUUUCACCAUGUUGGCCAGGCUGUUCUCGAACUCCUGACCUCAAGUGACCCGCCCACCCUACCUCCCUUAGUGCUAGGAUUACAGGUGUGAGCUGCUGCACCCAGCCCCUAGUUUCCUUAUAAACAUGAGAUAUUAUCUUCCUAGGCUUCAAUUUUCAACGAUACUCCUUUACGCUUUUAAGUGUGAUACAUUGUAGGAAAGAGGAGGCAGCAGUUUAGGGCAUGCCGCCUACUCCCUGACUCUGACAGUAUUUCUCUUGUUUGAGGAAGGCCCAUCGAUCGCCACAUCUUCAUGAGCAGCACCAUGUAAGGGGCUCAAUAUGGAAAAUAUGGUGUAGAAAAAUUCCAUCACAUUCUUCCCUUUACAAGUGUUUUCAAAAGUAAAGAUUGAUUUCAGUGUGGCUUACUCACAUCCAUCUGACCCCCAGUGCAAUCUUGCUUCUCCUGUCUUUGUUUUUCUUCAUUAAAAAUUUAUCUUUAAUUCUAAAGCAACUGCAAAAAGAGUUUCAGGAAUAGCUUGUGUUCUCCUAGCUUACUAGCCCUUUUACCCAAGUGCUCAUUGAUCCUUUUUCUCAACUGUACAUGAUUCUCUGAAUUUAGGCAGAGAAUCUGGCUGUUUACUGGGUUUGCCUAUAAGCCAGUGGUCAUAUUUCUCCACAUAGGUUGUAACACAAAUAGACAUGGACCCUUUUUCAGCUAAAUUCUUUCCCAUUCCUCUGUAUUGCUCUCUCACUUAUUUAAUUUUAAGUGGGGACCGUGUCUAUUUAAAAUAGUGCCUGACACAUAGUAGGUGCUUAACAAACAUUAUUAUUAAUAAAUAAUAUUAAAAUAAUAUUCAUAAAUAGUAGGUGAAUCAAAACUGUCAGACAUUUUCCUUGGAUGGUAGGGCAACAUAUAAGUUCUUAAACCAUCCUUGUCUCUAAAUUAAAAAUAUGGAAAUUCAGGUCGGAGCUGUGGAUGUGCUGAAUUUCCUUAUAGUGCUAAGAGAUGACUUUAAAAUGUAGAAAAAUGAAAAGAAGUGGAAGGAUAGAUCCACAGGAGCCAUCUCUUCCUUUUAUGUCUAUAAAUAUCUGAUUUUGUCUCCUGAAUACAGAAUUCUUUCCAUCCAAACAGUGUGACAUGGUUUUAUAGCCUUGCUUAUAGAUUCCAAAGACCGUUCGCAUACAGCAUGCCAUUUGAUCCUUACGAUGCCAUGAGGUGGACCAUGCAGGUAUAUCUCUAUUUUUCAUAUGAAUCCCAAAGCAGUUAAAUAGUUUGCCAAGGUGGCAUGGUAAGUUGAUGGAAGGGCCAAAGCAAGCAGUUAGGUAGUGCUCUGAACAAUACACCAGGUGAUUCAUAUUAUCUCUUAAGGAAUUUCUUGAGUAUACUAAUUCUCAAAGGGUAAGCUCUAAACCCCAAAUUUUCUAUAGGGCAAGUUAAUUCCAUUCAGGGAGGUUUUCUUUUGUGUGUUUCCAUUUUGGCAUAGUUAGAGGAGAUAAUCAGAUGGAUUUGGCAGCUUUUACCUAAAAAGACAGGCAACUUGAAGUGGAUAGCUGUAGGUAAUUACUAGAGUUAUUUAGAUUUCUGUGUCUGAAUGAAUUCAGUGCUUACUGCCAGCCCUUUCAUACAAAGACUCCACAUUUGAGAGUUGAUGCUUUUAUCUUUUUGCAGACUGGAUUACAGCUUCAGUUGGGUUUUGUUGCGUAUUUACAAAUGUAUUCCUGUUGCUGUUACUUACGAACAAUAACUUGGCUGGCUGUCAGAUUCUUGGAUCACAUCCUUUUUCCUUCCAUUCUCUGGAGACAUGAUGUUAUUGUUACUUUAUUGUUGUCCAUAUCUGGUGGCACUGAAAGGUCUGAGUCCUGAUGGCUUUUUCUUCCCCUUUUGUAGGUGACCUGAUUGUUUGCCCUGGAUACUUGAAUUCCUUGUUUAUCCUCGAAGUUUAGUAACUUAAGUGGAGUAUAUCUCAGGAUUGACUGUUGUCUGUUGCCUUUUUCUGGAAUGCGCUGAGCAUUAGAUAUUGUCAUUUCAGGCCUCACUGCAUUUUGUAUCAGUUUAGUCUGUUCUCUUCUUCAAAACUUUGUUUUUGUAUUGGCUGUCAUCUGUCCUUCACAUUUAUCUUUCCUUAGAUGGCAUUCAUCUCAUCUUCAUACUGUAUGAUUUUUUCUCAAGUCUUAUCCUCCAUUUCAGUGACUGACUCAGUUUUCUGUACUGUUGAUUCUAGGGCUUGUUCCUUAUAAUGUGGCUUCCACUUCUGUUACAGUUUUGUUUUAUUUUAUUUUAUUUUAUUGAGACAGUGUCUCACUCUGUCACCCAGGUUGGAGCGCAGUGGUGCGAUCUCUUGUCACUGCAACCUCCGCCUCCCAGGUUCAAGCGAUUCUCUUGCCUCAGCCCCCCGAGUAGCUGGGAGUACAGGCUUAUGCCACCACGCCUAGCCAAUUUUUGUAUUUUAGUAGAGACAGGGUUUCACCAUGUUGCCCAGUCUGGUCUUGAAAUCCCGACCUCAAGUGAUCCACCGGUCUCAGCCUCCCAAACUUCUGGGAUUAUAGGUGUGAGCCACCAUGUGCAGCCUAGUUUCAUUUUUUAUCUCUUUCUUUUCUUAGCUCAUUAUGUUGUUGUCUUUGAUUCCUUAUUUCUUCCAGGGCUGAACAAUUUUGUGUACAGUUUUCAUGUUUAUGAGCUCAUUCUUUUUCCAGCAUGUAUUUAUCUAUCCUUUGCGUCUUUCAUUCCUUUUCUUGUAUUAUUUUGCUUUUAUCUUGAUGCACAAGUAUCAUGAUGACCCCUUCUGCUUAUGAUGUCUUUGAAUGGUACCGGUUCUAUCUGUCCAAGAAGAGUGGGUAAAUCCUCCUUGACUCCUCCUCUUUUGAGCAAGACAUGUUUGAAUGAUAACCUUAGCACUUGAACUCUAAGGCUAGCUCUUGAUGGGCUAUAGUGGUGGAGGGUGUUUUUGGUUUUCAUUGAUUCUGCUAUUUGGAUUUGGGAGAAUAAGGAGUGAUGCGAAGCGUCCUUGGAACAUGUUGUCUGUGAGUGCCUUCGAUAGACUUUGUUGAAUCCGCUGCCCUGGGGGUGGCCAGGUCCCACUGGGAGAGAGAUCCUCUUUGCAUUUCCCCAUUCCCACUAGUUAUCCUAGCAGGAACAUGGUGGGUUUGUACUUCUGCUCUCCUGGAUUGCACAUGGCGCAUAUUUGUGAAAUCAGCUCCUGAGGUAGUUUCUCUCCUCUGGUCCUGCUUCUCACUGCUCUUCCUCUUUUGGAUACAGGAGGGGAUGAACACACAUGGUGCAUCUGAGAUCUCAACCUCCCGUCCUCGUUUUUGUGGAAACAUGCCCACACAGAGUGUGGUUCGCCUCUCCUAACUGUUGCCAGUACUGUUUUGCCAAGUUAAAUGAUCAGUAGAGUUCUUGGAAAUCCUCUCAUUAACUGCUCAGCAAUUGUGGCCACUGGAGACUGGGAGAAAUGCUGGGCAAAUGCAAGAAUGCUUCUUUGAUUCAUCCCCAACUUGGUUGUAUCUGUCAGAUAUUGCCCUGGAGUCUGUGGUAUGGAGUUGUGGCUUUUACUAGUUUCAUUACAGACAGCUUUUCUUGUUCAACUUUUGGAUGUGUGGGUCAGAGGGCAGGAGCACUUAAAUAAACAUGCAUUUGUUCUGCCAUCUUUUUGGCAGUCCAGAUGCCUAAACAUUGGCUUUGAAGCUAAUGUCCUUCGUAAUCUACAUUUGAGCAAACAGAAGGAAGCAAUAUUGCCAGCAAGAAAGGAUGAUUAACAACUUAACCACUAUGGGAUUUUUGUUUACUGUUCUUUGUGGAAAGAUGACUUUUAAGUCAGGUUCCUGUCUCACUGAUUAGAGAUAUCAGUACCUUCUGGUUUGAAAAUAGAGGACAUGCGACAUUUUAAUGAACUUAAGUUAUCAACCAUUGACAAUUAUUAAUUAGCUGAUUAAAUAUGAUAGAAUAUUCCAAACUAGCACAUCACCAGAGUUACCAAGAGAAGCCUGAGCUCUUCUUUAUGAAUAGGUUGUUGUUGGAGCUGUGCCCCUGAGGGGGGUUAACACCUCUGAGACCUUAACUGUGCCACAGGUUUUCUUACCUGUCUUUUCAAUCAACCCAUUUUAAAAUUUGGUUAAUCAAGAAAGAGAAAAGUGUUAAGUCUUCAUCAGAAUAUUUUUUUGAUUUUUCUUGAAUAUAUAUUCACCUAGUUUGGAGACCUGGAGCCCACCACCAAAUCACACCAAAUUAAUGUUUGAAAGCGAGUUUGUAGGUAGAUGCCAGGGCUGGGGUUUUAUUUGGCCUUUUUGUAGAAUGGAAGCCACCUUGCCUCAGUGGUGAGCACAUCCCACCAGACAUCCAGCAGCAAACUUUCAUCACCUUCAGAGCUCCAGCAUAACGGCCAAGGAGCACUAGUGACAGCCUUGCUGUAUGCACCAAGUUCCAUCCUGGGCAGUACCUUUCCCUAGCGUCUGUCCUGGUGUGAAAUGGAGACUCGAAGACCAGUACCCACAUGUAAGAGAGACUAACAAAGGGAGGGUGGCAGGGAGAGGAGUCAUGUGAAGGAAAGCUACCUUUAAUCCUCCAUUGCAAUACUGUCCAAUGUUGCCAGUGUGCUAGAAACUGUGUUGAAUGCUGGGCACGUGUCAGGGGUCAAAGCAGACAGAAACCCCUGCCUUAUGAACCCACAUUCUAUUAGGGAAGACAGACUAGAAACACAAUAAGGAUAUUUAAUAGUACAAUUGAGAGAUGAGUGCUGUGGAGAAAAAUCAACCCAGAAAAAGAGAUGCAGGAGGUAGUACCAAAUCUCCAUGUUGUUUUCAUCACGGAUAGGUGCAUUCCUUAGAAGACAAAGCGUUAGUGAUUCCUGAGUUUUUCUCACCUUCACUGAUCAAUCACCUUCAAUUGAUCUGAAUUCGGAGAGUCUGUUUUCUGUGCCUGCCUCUGCACGCAGCUCUGCAGGGGACCCUGUCGAGGUCCCCACACUAUGGCUUCGGGUAGACAGAACAAACCGGAGCCCAUUUCAGAUCAUUGUCUUGCUGACCAAUGGGGAACAGUGGUCAGGUGAGAGGAGGCAGCUUUUACAAUCAGACUUCAUUGAAUAGUGUGGGCUGCUGUUUCCUUGUAACAAAACCCCAUAAUUACAGCAGUUUCCGGAUGUGUCUUUUUAGGACUUCAGAACUCAUUAUUUGAAUAGAAGUUUAAAGCAUCUGGAUGAUGAUGCUGUAGCUAAAACAGCUGCUUGUCAGAAGAGACCCUAUUUAACACUUCCAAACUUGUUUUAGAGGUGGAGGAAAGGAUAAUCUGGGAUGGCUUCUCUCUCAGGUUCACAGGUCAGUAACAGCUAUAUACAUCCCCCAAAAGGAAAAUAAAAUGACAACAAUAUUUUGGUCACAGAAUUCCUGAGAAACCUCUGUUUCUACCUUUCUGUCUCUAAGAGAGUGACAUGAAUUCCCCAUGAUCUGGGUGGUAAGGGUUAGGGCGGCCAGGACACUGUUACUUUGUGUGUGACACAGGUGGCUCCUUAUGACAGUUCUUCCUUGCCUCAGAGAGAAUAUCAGAGCCAUGGCGGGGGCCAGGGGGACUUGCAGUUUUCUGUCUGGUUGUCCCUGAGGGUAGAGCUGAGUGACCCAGCAGUGGGGGAUUUAAAAACUGGAGAAGAAGUAGGAUGUGUUUAAUUAUCCCUAUAGGUAGGGCCAAUUUGUCACCCUUUAAAUAAACUUAUUUGUAUAUAAACUAAAGCAUUUUAGGGCAUCAUUACUGAAAGCAUCCAAGCAAAUGUCUGAUACAGUUAUGUGCCUGCAUUAAAAGAAAGCACCUCCCUUAUCUCGCCUUAAUAUCCUUACAGUGUUUUAAUAAGUUCGAAAUGCAUCCUGUAAGUGCAUUUUUUUUUUUGCAUAAAACACCUAAGAUGGAGAAUUGACUUCAGUUCUCUUCAUCCUUUCCCCUUAAGUGUUAGUGAUGCUGCAGGGGCAGCAUGCCUCCCAUUGGAAGUGGUGACUUCCUCAUUUGAUAGAGGUUUGCAUGUCUCUUGAAAAUGAGAAGAAGCAGAGAUUGACUUCUGGAGUCCCAUGGUCCAGUUUGGACUAUUGGGAAUAUUUUUUGUGGGAUUUAAAAAAAAUUAGAGACAUGAGAUAGUACAUUUGUGGUACCGGAUCCAGGAAGCUUACAGUGAAGAGUAUGAACGUAACCUGAAAAGUAUUUCUCUGUUCUAUAAAUCUCUCAGUGACAUUUGGAUUAAUCAAGCAUAAUUAAAUGUAGUUAGAUUUUUGUCAGAUUGUAGUUCAAAAUAAUAUUCAUCUAUGGAGAGGGUAAUAUAUUCUGUAGAAAUUUUAUUAAGCACUUUAGUUAAGCAAACACUAAGGAGAACAAAAUCAACCUCAGGAAGGUUAAUUACUAAAAAAACAAAGUAUAGUAGAUUAUGUAAAUCAUUUUAAUUUUGAAUACUGUGGCUUGAGCUUUAAUUUACAUAGACAGGUAUUUUGAAUUUGUUUUUCACAUUAUAUUUUCUAAAAGUAUAGACUUGCAAUUGCAUUCUUUAAAAGUGCUACUCAUUUUAGGAUUCCAUUAAGUUUGCUUAACUUUUUUCAUGUUAUAGUUUCCAAAAGCAAAGAAUUACAGUUCCAUUCUAGCUAAUUAUUUUAAUAUUCCACUAAGUUUGUGUAAAUUGUAAGACCAUAUUUUUAGUUCUAUACAAAUGAUGAUAUUAAGAGAAGUAUCAGGAGAGAGGGUGUAUGUGAAAGCAUCCCGCCCAUGCCUGGCCUUGCAGUAAGUGUUCAUUUAAAAGAAAAAUUUAAAAAGAUAAAACCUAAGAGUUUAGACUAUAGUGUUUUAGUAAUUUCUUUAAAGGGAAAAGUAAAGAGAUCAAAUUGAUUUUAUAUGUAUUUUUUUUUUGUACUCAGAGAAUUACAUUUUCACUACCCCCACCUGUCUCAGGGAAUAGUCUUUGAUAAGAAUCCCAUGGAAAUCUCUGGAACUCUAUUAUAGUGUGUUCAGAUUUGAUAGUUUUAUGUAAAUUUCAGAGCUAGAGCUUCAAAACUAGAGUAUUGUAAUCUCAGGAACAUAAGAUUAUCCAAGAAACCUGAACUUUGCUCUUUUCCUAAUAAAUGACAUCCAAAUUUCCUUUGUCUAGAAGAUAAGCAUAGAUCCCUUUUAUCAUGCUUCUCUGAGAUUUUCACAGAAAAACCCUGCAAUUUGAUUUUGUUUGAUAAUUUUGCUUUUUGGCUUUUCAGUGAGGAUUUUAUUUUCCAUUGGAGCUGACUCCUUUGGGAAUAAAAAGCUUUCACUUAAAAGAACAUUCCAUUAGAUAAUUCUAACUUCAAUGAACCUUAAAGUGGCUUCUUAGAAUUCUCUAGAUAACUUUUGCAAAUGGGCCAAAACAGCACAAAUAUCAACAAUCAUGUAUGUACUAAGUAAUAUUUGCCCUCCAGUUAGCAAAGUCAAGAAAUGUCUAACUCUGGCACAUAGCACUGGUUUAACUACUCUUUAGUUCAUCUUUGCCUUCCAAAUUGGUUGAAAAUGGCAAGCAUAGAAUGGAAUGCAUAUUAAUAACAGAACCACUUAAUGUUUUAAAUAUUCUUACCUUGAGAUUCUUUUUGAGAGAAAUGAAAGAAUCUUAAUACCCAAUUCCAGUUCUUUUGGCUUUUCACAUAUGAUAGACAGGAAAAAGGCAGUUACAAAAAUGGAAUCUGAUUGGAAGUCAGUGGUGUCCACCAUUGAGCUGUGCUAAAUGUCGUGUCACAAAAGGAGUUUGUGAAAACAGGUAGGUUGAGUAGAAAAUGUUAUACUGUUGUUUCUGUUGUGGCACUGCUUUCUUAUAAAUUCCAUUUGCUUUUUGUCACCUGAGCUGUUACAACCAUGAGAAACCUCAGUCCAUAUUUUUAAAGGCACUAUAUACUUAUAGUAAGACCCGACUUAUGCCUUCAUCAAAAAAAAGUUGAGGUUAACAUUCCACAUGUUUAAUCAGCAUGUUUUAGAAUAUUUACAGCUAAAGUCUGUCACAUUAGGGAUUUGACAAAACUUGAGACUGCCUGCUCCUGAAGAGUGACCAGGCAGAAUAUUCCCAGCCUUGUAACCAGCAUUAAAGAGUAAACUAUAAGGGGCUUGAUGAGGUUCUAGAUCUGUUCCUUUUCUCCUAGAUGCCUGGGUAACUCCUGGGGAAAGCAUCACAUUAAGUCAUUUGGUAUCUUGCUUUUCAAGCAAAGUAUGUGAUUUUGACCAAUGAAUUGUACAUCUAUUUAAAAAUUACCAAGUGUAACUUGACUCUUGAAUGGACAGUCAAGGCAAGGUGACUUAGGAAAUAUAAAGUAUGGAGUAUUUUUAAAAAUUCAGAUUGAUUUAUUCACUGUUGGAGGAAUUGAAUUCUGUUGCCUCCUUCAUUUCCAUUAUGUUUUUGUUUGAAUUGUGAUGCUCUCUUCUCAUUGUGAUGCUUAGUUCUCAUAUAGAACUGAGUGCCACACUCUGAUUAGAAACCGGAGUUGUGCUCGAGUCAGUCCUGAAAAACAUUUUUAAGAAGAACGGAACAUACUACUUUGGCAUUCUGGCUGACCCUAAUCUCUGUACAGUUCCUUGGUGUUAAAAUCAUUUGAGGUCCUAAUUGCUGCUUAUGGUUUAUAUACACACCAUCUGCUGCUCUAAGUUUACAUCCUCUCAAAAGUAUGCAAGUGCUUGAAAUUUCAGUGUUUCCCAAAUCUAGAACAACUUGUGACUACCUAAGAAAUGCUUGAACCAAAUAAGAAACGCCACUGUGGAAUAAAAUAUACCAUUGUGAACAUAUCUGAUGCUGCAAUGAAAUGUAAAGUUCCAUACUUUACUGAUUUUUUGUCAUUUGACUGAUAAAGGCGGUGUCUAAACUGGGAACAGCUGCUAAUAGGGUAAAAGUAUUAUACAUGAAAUAAAAGUUCAUUACAAUAUUUGUACUCAUAAGUCAAAAUCUGACCUGGUUCGCUUUAUGCCUCUGUCAGCCUAGUUACAGUGAUAAAUGUAUACAUGAGUCCAGUGUUCCCAAGCAGCUUUGUUUAUAGAAAGAAGCUUGGUUCCCUGAGUACUAUGCUGUUCUGUGGCCUGGCUGGUACACGCCAUCAUGAAUGAAGGAUGACUUUGGUUAGAGAUAAUCUGUCACGCCACAUUCCAUGGAGAAAAGUGUUUCAUUUUGAUGGUUGGGAAAACAUGACCAGAGAAGUGUAUGACUUAGAUAACAUUUCUCGUAACUUGCAGAGAAAUCUGUGGUGUCUGUCAUAGCCAAACUAGUCCUGGAGCACGUGGACAAUUCUGUACCCCAAUAAUCAGAACAAUAAAAUGGUAGUUGUCACUCA
Callithrix jacchus (white-tufted-ear marmoset) is the source of this 12703-nucleotide messenger RNA. RefSeq names its product pyruvate dehydrogenase kinase 3 (gene PDK3). Gene Ontology annotation, molecular function: pyruvate dehydrogenase (acetyl-transferring) kinase activity. Gene Ontology annotation, cellular component: mitochondrion. Gene Ontology annotation, biological process: protein phosphorylation; regulation of glucose metabolic process. NCBI's taxonomy places the organism in Eukaryota, Metazoa, Chordata, Mammalia, Primates, Cebidae. The record is from RefSeq and is a predicted model, not a curated record.